Molecule: messenger RNA, 1023 nt
Organism: Hibiscus syriacus
Lineage: Eukaryota; Viridiplantae; Streptophyta; Magnoliopsida; Malvales; Malvaceae
Product: exopolygalacturonase-like
Exons: 6
Coding region: 1-1023 (340 amino acids)
Biological process (GO): carbohydrate metabolic process
Molecular function (GO): polygalacturonase activity
Source: RefSeq, a predicted model, not a curated record
AUGACGGCUGCAAUAUUCAUUUGGUUGACUUCUUGUUUUCUUCGUCGUUGUUGGAUUUCUUCAACUCAACAGCAUAUAAUCCAUAAAGAGCAAGAACUAUCAACGUUGGAAACUACGGCGUCGUUCCCGACGGUCGAACAGAUAAUGAGAAGAAACGAUGCAUGCAAUGGAAAUGGAGCUUCGGUAUUGUAUGUACCCAAAGGAGAUUACGUGCUCGGACCGGUUGUGUUUUCCGGUCCAUGCAAACGUCCGAUAAUGUUUCUGAUGACCGGAGUCUUGAAGGCUUUACCCGGACCUUCUGCUGUUUCAAACUGGAUAAAUUUUCGAAAUGUAAGUCUUCUGUUGAUCAAAGGUGGUGGAACAUUUGAUGGUCAAGGACCUUCUGCUUGGCGUUUCAAUAAUUGUCACAAGGACCCUAACUGCAGGCCGCUUCCAAUUAAUCUCAAAUUUGAUUCGGUGAUGAACUCGAGGAUUGAAUUCGUAAAAUCAGUCAAUAGUAACCAAACUCACAUCUCAUUCCACGGAUGUAAGAACGUAAAUAUAACAGACGUUGAAGUACUGGCCCCGGCAGAAAGUUCCAACACCGACGGAAUCAAGAUGGGGAGGUCUUCCGGCAUCCGGAUAUUGAACUCGAAAAUAAGCACCGGUGACGACUGUGUAGCCAUCCUUUCCAGGAGCUCGAACAUCGAAGUUUCGAAUGUUCAUUGUGGUCCUGGACAUGGUAUCAGCAUCGGAAGCCUUGGCAAGUACCAUGGUGAACUGCAUGUUCAUGGCGUGACCGUGACAGGGACGUAUUGCCCUCUUACUGAUCAAGGGGCAUCAUCUCAUAUUCAAAUAAGAGAUUUUACAUAUAGGAACACACGUGGAACUACAAGCUCUGAAGUUGCUGUUUCUUUUGAAUGCAGCAAGAAAUUCCCAUGCAAGAAUAUAGUGAUGACUGACGUUAAUUUUGUUCAUUCUAAACGUGGAUUAUCUUUGAAAUCCACGUGUUCAAAUGUUAUUGGUCGUAGCUUCGGCCUUUAA